Molecule: messenger RNA, 1238 nt
Organism: Camellia sinensis
Lineage: Eukaryota; Viridiplantae; Streptophyta; Magnoliopsida; Ericales; Theaceae
Product: RPM1-interacting protein 4
Cellular component (GO): plasma membrane
Source: RefSeq, a predicted model, not a curated record
GAAGAAGAUGUUGCCAGACGGCACGACAAACUACCGAGUUUCUAUGUUCCAAGACAAAGCAAAGAUCGACAAAUGCUUCAUUUUGCUCGGUCUAGAUUGUUUUUUUGUUUUUUUGUUGUUGGUUUUUUUAAGUUUUCAAGCAUUGUAACCAUCGAAUCACUCUGUUUUUUUAAACCCAACUUCAUUGGUGUCUCCGAAGCCUCAAGACCCCCCUUCAAAAUGGUCAAUUUCAAACUCAGAUUUUCCUUCACCCUCUUCUUGCCUCAUCUUGGGAAUCAAAAGAUUUGCCCAAAAUCAUAAACACUUUUCAUGGCUCAACAGCGAUCCCAUGUUCCUAAGUUUGGCAAUUGGGAGAGCGAUAACAUACCUUACACUGCUUACUUUGAGAAUGCACGCAAGGAGAGAGCCAGCGGUGUGAUGAUGAACCCAAAUGACCCCGAAGAGAAUCCAGAGGCCUUCAUGUUUGGAGGAAGAAUGGGAACAGGAAGUGAUGGUGUUUCUAAUAAAUCAAUGUCAUUGGAAAAGCAGCACACUGAGGGGCUUCACCAGCACAAGGGACAUCGGAGGAACACAUCUGAUCAGCAGAAGAGUGGGAGUCAUAGGAGUGUGACUUCAGAAUCUGGCAGCGAAAAAAGCAGCAAUUCUGAUUACUCACUUUUGCAGCAAAAACACCGGCAUACAAGAUCCACCACCCGAAAGAAGAGUACAACCGAGGUUAACAACUUAGGUCUAGCUUCACCGGGACAUGAUAGGCUUAGAAGUGCUAGCAAUCAAUUGAAUGAUAUGUCUUAUGGAUCAGCAGCAUCAGUGCCCAAAUUCGGGGCAUGGGAUGAAAGAGACCCCAAAUCAGGAGAAGGUUUUACCGUCAUUUUCGACAAAGUGAAACAGGAGAAACACAUUGCAGCUGCCAAGGUGCCCACCAUGCCUCCACCACCGAGCAAUUACAUGAAUAGUCAGAAAAAAAAUACCAGAUCAAAGAUAUGUUGCUGCCUUCUUCGUAGUGGAAGUGAUUAAUUCAUGUGGCUUUGAUUCUGUUUCUUAUAUUUGAGUAUUCAGUGAUUUUAUGCAAUGUAUUGGCUAAAUAUUUUACUGUCAAAAUAAUUAUUCUUCUUUAAAUUGUAUAAUUUUUAUUUUGUACCAGUAACUGUAAAAUCUUUGCAAUCGAACACAAUAAUUAACUGCAAAUGUUUUUAUACAGUGAGGAUAUUCAUGUUUGUGUUAUUGCUUUCUUCAAUAAA